AAGUCCGACUCCGAAGCCCCAAUUCUUCUGCAACAAACACCCACUAAAUCGACACACGCUUCGCCACAGAGAGCUUCCUCGAUUCCUCCGCCGCCGCUCCCCCACACACUAUAGAGUGAAGUUGGUGUUCUUUCCGAGUUUGCUUACCAAUUGAUCUUCUUGCAAGCACUAGUUUCAUCCUCAAAUCUUGAAGACAAUGGCUUCGAUUUUUCAAGGAGUCGGAGCUGCAACAGCGCUCUCGUCAUCCACCUCAUUCGACACCAAGAAAUUCCAGUUCUCUACUCGCAGAUCUCUUCCAGAGAGGAAAACGAGUUUUGUUGUUGUGAGAUCUGGUGCGAAGAUGAACAGUGGUUCGAGCAGGACAGAUGGCAGAGCAGACCAUUUGGUUACAAACGCUGUUGCAACAAAGUCUGAUAAUCCAGCAGCAUCAACUGCAUCCAAACCUGGCCAUGAAUUACUACUCUUUGAAGCUCUCCGAGAAGGUCUAGAAGAAGAAAUGGAAAGAGACGCUCGUGUAUGCGUCAUGGGAGAAGACGUAGGCCAUUACGGAGGUUCAUACAAAGUAACAAAAGGACUUGCAGAUAAAUACGGCGACCUAAGAGUCCUCGACACCCCCAUAGCAGAGAACUCCUUCACCGGAAUGGGAAUCGGAGCAGCCAUGACCGGAUUACGUCCCAUCAUCGAAGGUAUGAACAUGGGAUUCCUCCUCCUCGCUUUCAAUCAAAUCUCCAACAACUGUGGCAUGCUCCACUACACCUCCGGUGGUCAAUUCAAGAUUCCGGUGGUCAUCAGAGGCCCUGGCGGAGUCGGGCGGCAGCUUGGAGCGGAACACUCCCAAAGACUGGAAUCGUAUUUCCAAUCCAUCCCGGGAAUCCAAAUGGUGGCAUGCUCAACUCCUUACAACGCAAAAGGACUAAUGAAAGCAGCUAUUCGAAGCGACAACCCUGUGAUACUUUUUGAACAUGUUUUAUUAUACAAUCUGAAAGAAAGGAUUCCAGAUGAAGAAUAUGUUUUGAGUUUAGAAGAAGCUGAAAUGGUGAGACCAGGUGAACAUGUGACGAUUUUGACCUAUUCAAGAAUGAGGUAUCAUGUGAUGCAGGCUGCGAAGACUUUGGUCAACAAGGGUUAUGAUCCUGAAGUGAUUGAUAUCAGGUCGUUGAAGCCGUUUGAUCUUUAUACGAUUGGGAAUUCGAUUAAAAAGACUCAUCGGGUGUUGAUUGUGGAGGAAUGCAUGAGAACCGGUGGAAUUGGGGCUAGUUUGACGGCGGCGAUUACUGAAAAUUUUCAUGAUUAUUUGGAUGCACCGAUUGUUUGUUUGUCAUCGCAGGAUGUGCCGACACCGUAUGCAGGGACUUUAGAGGAGUGGACGGUGGUUCAGCCGCCACAAAUUGUGGCGGCAGUAGAGCAGCUUUGCCGGUGAAAAGGCUAUUGCGUAUUAGUCUUGCAUUCUCAUUGCCUUCCUCCUUAUAUAUUUAUUAUAUUAUACUCAUUAAAAUUAUCUUUUUUUGUUAUGUUUUAUAAGAUGUUUUUGUGUUGGUUUUUCAUUAUUGACAUUUGAAAUUGGUAUGUAGUAGUUUAUGGAAUUCUUUGAUUAAUAUUUAAAUACUUAAAAUGUUUCCUUUA
Lactuca virosa is the source of this 1623-nucleotide messenger RNA. Lineage: Eukaryota; Viridiplantae; Streptophyta; Magnoliopsida; Asterales; Asteraceae. The record is from the annotation of a GenBank genome assembly.